UUCAUAUCUAUAUUUUGCAGUGUUCAUUACAAUUGAUAUAGUAUUAUUAAUAUGCUUUAUAAAUGAUAUUUGCAUAACAUUGAGUCCCAAACCUUAAAUUAAAAUAAUACUGAAAUAAAACUAGCACUAAUGCCGCGUUCAACUGAACGCCCUGGACGUUUACCGUCUCUGCGUGGUCCAAGGGAUCUAACCCUUGGUGGUGUCAGGAAAAAGACUUUUACUCCUAACAUCCCAGUGAGAAAAGAGAGAAGCAAGCAAGAACAAAAGACAGAUGAAGUUUCAACAAGAUCAAAAAAGGAUGGCUCCAGACGGGAUAGACAAAGAGGAAGAGGUAGGGGGCGUGGCAGGGGCAGACCUGAAAUUAUUCAAUCACAUUCUAUCUUUGAAGCGGGACCUAGUGCAGAACCUGUGGCAAAACGUAACGAUGCAGGUUUUGGGACGGGAGGUGGUGGAGGAGCAUCAAAAGAUGCAAUUGAAAAACCAAGUAUAAAACAGGAAAUAUUCGAUGAAGAUUUAGAGAAAUCAAAGACUGAAGAAGCAUUGAAAAAUUUAGAGGGGGAUUCUUUAUUCAUUGCUGAUUUAGAAAACGACGAUUCUCUGAUGCCAACAUCUCUUCCUAUGUUCUCAUCAUUGUGGCCGCCUGGAGCAGGCAUAUCAAAGCAGACUAUGAACGAUCCGGAAUCUUCAAUUGAAUGCAGUAAUGUUUUUCUUGGCAGUGCUUUUAAACAAGAAGCAAAGGAUCCAACAGACGUUCUUAUAUUUCAGUUACCUGACACUCUACCUGCUGUACCACCUUCCACUGAUACACACAUUAAAACUGAGCCCGGAAUUAAAAUAGAACCUGGAAAAGUAAAACAGGAACCCGGUCUUGAUGUUGCAAAUGCGGAAAAUAAACAUUGUACUCUGGAAGAAUUAUCAGAAGGCUAUGUCGGUAAACUUCAGGUAAUGAAGUCCGGUAAAUGUAGACUGUUAUUGGGAAAUAUAAUACUGGAUCUGACCAAAGGGACUCAUUCGUCAUUUCAGGAAGAACUUGUGUCCGUACGUUUACCACCUGAAGGCCAGGAUUCUGCGCAGGGACAUAUGACUGUUUUAGGUAAUAUUUCGAAUAAGAUAAUUUGUACUCCUGAUAUGGAGCAUUUAAUAAGGCAAACCCAAACAUGAAUUAUUUUUCUAGACAUUAUUGAGUCAAUAUUUAAAAUAACACAAAACUACUGUAAUGAUCCUAUUUAGGCUUCGCUUCAUUAAUAUUUUAUAUUUGUUUAAAUUUUUAAAGUAAGAAUGACGUUAAAUUAAAAAUGAAAUGCUGAGUA
Styela clava is the source of this 1310-nucleotide messenger RNA. RefSeq names its product DNA-directed RNA polymerase III subunit RPC4-like. Gene Ontology annotation, molecular function: DNA binding. Lineage: Eukaryota; Metazoa; Chordata; Ascidiacea; Stolidobranchia; Styelidae. Gene Ontology annotation, cellular component: RNA polymerase III complex. Gene Ontology annotation, biological process: tRNA transcription by RNA polymerase III. The record is from RefSeq and is a predicted model, not a curated record.